UUGUGGACUCUGGGAGCGUUCAGGAAGGCAGAGAGCAGAUUUCCUGUUCAGACCCUACCUCAAAAAAAGAAAAACCUUAAGGGAGCAAGAGAACGAGGGGACGAGAGAGGAGAGACGGGAUGAGAGAGGGAGGGUCAGUAAUGUGUUAAGUGGAGGAGAAAAUACAGGCUGUAAUUUCUCUCCCCUCCCUGGAGCAAGAAGGAAAAAAAAGGAAGGAAAAAAAGUUUGAAGCCUCGUGUCUUGACCAUGAGUCGCAGUAAAACAUGGACGAGCUGAGAGGGACGGAGACGAGGCGUGAAAACGAGAAGCUCUGAAGGUCCAUCCAGCUGAGAAGAAAGUUUGAAGAGGAAGACGUCGAGAGGGGAGAAAGACGAGGGUCAGGAGGGGCUGAGGAGCGAAAACCGCCUACAGGAAACCGACUCAUCGAGUCUCUGAUUUACUUUUUCACUCCGCUUUUGUGUCUCUGAGGCUGAACAGAGGAGAGAAAAAAGUGUCCGAUGUGGGGAGUGACGUCAGCCUGGUGCCGCUGAGCUCCAGAAUUCCUCUCCCACUCUGAGACUCCGGACUCUCGGCCACCAUGUGAGCCCAAUGUGACUUUUUUUGUUCCAGAAUCUGUUUUUCUUUUUUUUUCUUUUCUUUUCUCCUCGGUUCUGUAAUUCCUCUUGGCUUAAGCACUCGUUCUUUCUGAUCUGGAUAAAAUCUUGAGCUCCUGAUGAAGAAUAAAGCUGCCAAGCAAAAGUCCAAGAGGAAAGGAAGUGAAAAUGCGUUCGGCUGUGACCUGACCGAGCACCUCCAGAACUCAGGACAUGAUGUUCCUCAGGUUCUGAAGACGUGCGCAGAGUUUAUUGAGAAGCACGGCAUUGUUGACGGAAUCUACAGACUCUCAGGAAUCACCUCCAACAUCCAGCGCCUCAGGCAGGAGUUCAGCUCGGAGCAGUGUCCUGACCUCACUAAGGAAGUGUAUCUACAGGACAUCCACUGCGUCGGCUCGCUGUGUAAGCUCUAUUUCAGGGAACUGCCCAACCCGCUGCUCACCUACGAACUCUACCAGAAAUUCACGGACGCCGUGUCGGUUAAACAGGAAGAUGAGCAGCUCAGAAACGUUCAGCGCGUCAUUGAAGAGCUUCCCAUCGCCCACUUCAGAACUCUGGAGUUCUUGGCGAAGCACCUGGCUCACCUGGCCACCCUCAGCCACCAGACCAACAUGCACACACGCAACCUGGCCCUGGUGUGGGCUCCGAACCUGCUCCGCUCGAAGGAGAUCGAGGUGUCGGCGUGUAACGGGGACGAGGCGUUUCUGGAGGUUCGGGUUCAGCAGUCGGUGGUGGAGUUCAUCCUGAAUCACACGGAGCAGAUCUUUAACCCCGGAGCCGAUCCUCCAAGACCACUGAAAGAAGGUGCAGCGGUAAUGUGUGUGGAGAAGUACGCGACACUGCCGGCAGUGAGUCAGUGUCCACCGAUGAAGCUGAUGAGUCUGGAGGAAGCUCAGGCUCGCUCGCUCGCUCCCAAUCACCCGGCGAGAAUCGAGCGACUCCGAGAGAACAGCCUUCCCGACACCAGCACCGCCGCCAUGUACCACACCGUUAUAGAGCUUAGUGAGAGCAAGAGGAAAUUCUCUGGAAAGUCGAAAAAGUGGAAAUCCAUCUUCAGUCUGGGUCGAUCCGUUGCUGACGGCAAAGGGAAACUGAGUCGCAAUGGGAGUGUGUUCAUGAGAGCGCAGAACAUCUCAGAGAAGACUGGGAUCCGGCCGUCCAAGAGCAUGGACUCCCUCUGCUCUCUGCCAACAGAUGAUGAUAAAACCGUCUCAGGAAGAGGAAAAAACGGAUUAUUCGCUCCUGUGGUGAAAUCCCGAACCCUAGGUUCGGAUAUCAACUACGAUCCGAAUGAACACGAUCCGAACUGGGACUAUGACUUGCGAAAAGCCAGAGGUGAACCCGGGAACAGCCCGAGCGUGAAAACAGGCCGAGGGGCUCAAAACGCCUCAUCGUCGUCAUCUUCUCCAUCUUCUUCGUCUUCCACGUCAUCUCCGUUACAGCGUGCUCUUCCUGAACAGCUGAAGGUGUUCAAAGGGGACGAGUUGUCCACGUGCCGGCCCACAUCCCCGAAAAACCGCCGGAUGUUGUAUUCUGGUUCCACGCACAACGGCUCAUCGAGGCCGUCUUUUCCAGGCAGCUUGUUCCCCUUGGAGUCAUCGCCGAGGCACCAACGUAAAGCGCUGAACAUCUCGGAGCCAUUCGCGGUGUCUGUGCCGCUGCGCGUGUCCGCUGUCAUCAGCUCCAACAGCACCCCCUGCAGGGUAGCAGGGAAAGAGCGGGAACGCAGUUUGGGAAGCUUGGGAAGUGUUAGCUUUAGAGAGCCACACCCCAGCAACAGUGGGAGCUUUGAUUUUCGAGACAGGGAGAGAUUAUUUGGGGGCAGAGAGAACCCGCUCGGCAACAGCAGCGGAUACGGUAUCUAUAGCAACAGCAGCUCCGUCCCCACAGAGGAGAGUCAAAUGAAUGAGAGGAGCACCGGGGUGGUCCCCUCCGAAACAGCAGCACGGAGCAGUGGUGUGGAGGUAAAGCCUCGUGUAGAAAUGUCAGAGAACUUAAUGCCAUCUGAGUCUAAAGCAAGAGAAAACCACAAAGAAACGCUUCAGUCCUCGGGGAAAGAACUGGACGCCUCAUCAAUGCAGCUCACUGAGCCAAAAAAACUGGACCAACUGGACGUUGAGUCGAUCAGUCCAGAGCUGUGGUCCGAUCAUGAGCUCAGGAUCACUGAGCCUGAAACACCAUUUUCAAAAGACCAACUGAAAACCAGUGGCUCUUUGAGCAAAAUAACUGGACAUGUUGCUCUGAAUCUUACUGCUCAAGCUAAAAGAAGAAGCAGUUUACCGACACACCCAGUGUCUUCUAAGGAACACUUUAAAGACAUCAUAAAAGGUCUCAUGGUGGACCAUUCAGGUGCUACACUUUUUAACAUGGCGUCGAAGCUUUCGCCGGAAACGCCAACCAAACACGAUGCUGACUGGAAUUACCUAGACACUGAUCAAAUGGAUCACAAGAGCUUGGAUUCGUUUGAGUCGCUGGACAUGAUGGCAAACAAGAUGCAGCUUUCACCGUUCCUUCAGCUGAAGGAGACAGAUAUUCUCCAAGAUGCUGAUCCCUGGCCUUCAGUUUCUUCACCUGAAGAUCCUUCAGCCAAGGAAAAGAAUGACGCCAUUGCUUAUGGUUCUUGUCUUGAUAACAAACCAUGUGGUAAAGUUCAUGAUUUAUCUCCAGACAAGAAUGUAGUAGACUUGCCAAAGAAGCACAAUGACAAUAAAAAUGACAAGAAGACAACUAACAGUAUUAGUGUUAAUUUAACAACCAAAGUAAAUGGUAACAUUACAAGGCUUUCGAAAUGCUUUGAUGAAAGACGCCUCACUAUAGAAAUUCAAAGUCAAGAUGAUGACGAUAUUUGGGGGAGUCAUUUGGCAGGACUGGAUCAGGUGGAGCCCUGGGAAGACUUGGGCACCGCCCAACAGUGGGUCACAAGCCCGCUUCACUCAACAAAACUGGAAGAUCUUUUCCCUCUGUUCAAAACACCAGAACCAGCUUCAGGAUCUGAAAUCAAAACUGAGUCGAAUGACAGUCACCUGCAAAAAGACAAGAAGAUUAUAGAUGAAGAACCUACAUCAGGGAAAGUACCAGAAAAUACAGCCAUAACCCCUGAACCUGAUCUUGAUCUCUCUUCCAAAGUCAAAAAGGCAGAUGAAUCGGGUCAUGAAAAUAUAACUGAGCUCUUACUUGGUGAUAACUUUGAAGACCCUAGAGACAAAGCGGAGAUGAAACAGGACCUUCCACAGCCUGCACAAACCAAGACUUCCAUCCACCAGGAGGAGACUACCAGAAUCCCAAAGAGAACCAGUGGUGCUAUAAAACCAAAGACUUCAGUCUUUUCUCAAAAAUUUCACCGGCAAGUGUCUCACGAGCCCUGCAUCGCAGAGAGGAACGAAGAAAAUAUUGCUCCAAAACACAGACCAUACUCCCUUAACCUGGAUUUGGGAAACCGGUGCAUCAGGGACAUCUCGAAUCAGCAGAACCUUGAUCUUGUAGACCAUUCCUUGUUACAAAGGGGGGCUAUAACCCCUUCUGGAACAAAGCAUGAUGGGUUGUCUCUGGAACUGGAGAUGUUCCUAAGGGACCGACAAGCACCCAUGCGACGCAACUCUGCGCCAGUUAGUGUGUCUUCAGUGCGCACUGCAUUCAUGAUCAAAACGUGUCAAGCCAAAGCAGUCCCUGUUAUACCUCCAAAAGUCCAGUAUAGCCACAUACCACAUCCAGUUCAUCCAGAGAAGGGCGGCCACGCCCAUGAGCAGGACAAAAGGGAAAGUGGACCUCAGAAGAUCAAAGUCGAGAAAGCAGAUUCUUUACCUCCUCUCCAAGCAGUAAAAGAUUCCAAAGAGGAAAGGGAAAAUUGCAAACCAGUCACAAGGAUCCAAAGACAGGCGUCCAUGGAAAAACCACCAGAGAUGAUCAAGGCAGCACCUGCCCCUGAGUUUCCUGUACUGAGGAGAAAGCGAUCUGCCAAUGGUGACUCCUUUAUGGAUUGCCCCAGGCCAGAAAGAUCCACCUUACUUCAAAGGUCUUCCUUCCGGAAUCGUCCAAGGCCUCAAAGCCUGAUUCUCUUCAGUCCUCCAUUUCCUAUCAUGGAUUAUCAUCCAACAGGGGAUGAUGGAAAACUUGUCCUGUCCCCCCUUAAGAGUCCUGCUGAAACAUCUCCUCUUGAUGUCCUCGCUAAGGAGCUCACAGAGAACCUUAAAACCCCUGACGGGGUCACCCUACGAAGCAAGAUGACUUUGCCGAAGAGCGGACAGAGAUUGGAAACCUCGACAAGCUGCUUUUACCAACCCCAGAGAAGGUCUAUGGUUUUCGACAACAGGAGCAGUCGGCAGAUCGAGUGAGCCAGCUGUCUGUUAGACUCGUAAAUGUUCACGUCAGAGCUCGAGAACAGUUGCUGAAUGUAAUACGUUUCUGUUUAUUUUCUGCACCAUAUUCUUCUUGCUGACCAAACAUUCUCAACUAACUAAGGUGCCAUUUAAUUCUACAGGCGAUAAAUGUAAAAAACUGUUUUUCUUGUAAAAUGCUGCUGCUAAGGAACUUUAUCAUAUCAAGGAGCCCUUGAAAAUAAAUGAGAAGCAUUUUUUUAAGUGACAUAACAUUAAAAACCUGUUUAGGGCUAACUGCUGUACAUUUCUGGCUCACGUGGGCUUGAAAUAGUGAAGAUGGUCAAGAUGAAGUUCCACUGAAUUAUAAAGAAGUGUUACAUGGUUCAAGUAAUCAAAUAAUUCAGGGAAUUUUUUUGUUGUCUGGGUCAGAUUUCUAAAUAGUAUUAAUAUUAAAUCUUGAGACAUGUAUAUUUAAUUCUUCCUUUCAUACCCAUUUCAGGGAUUAUGGGAUGGGAGCCAAAAUCCGAUUGGAUAACUGAUAACUGAAAUUAAAUGGAAUGAUGAUUUUUUUAAAAAAAUCCUGCUUAUAGUGUUAUGUCAUCUCAGUGUUUUAAAGGGAUCCUCCAGCAGAUUGAUUUUCAAACUUAUUUUAUGUAAAAUUAGUCAUAGAUUUCAAAUAUCAAACUUUCAUUUUUGGAGACCAAAUAGUUUUUGAUAAAAAUGCAAUUUUUUUUUUUUUAGAAUACAGGAUGUGCUUCCCGUGGUAGUGACGUAUACGAUGAUGUCGGGUAGCGGUCGCUUGCAACGGCUUCAGCCGCCUCAGUGUGUUUUUAGUACGAAAUCUCUCCUAAGUGCAUGUUCUCCCCGUGUCCGCGUGGGUUUCCUCCGGGUGCUCCGGUUUCCCCCACAGUCCAAAGACAUGCAGGUUAGGUUAACU
Molecule: messenger RNA, 5846 nt
Organism: Neoarius graeffei (lesser salmon catfish)
Lineage: Eukaryota; Metazoa; Chordata; Actinopteri; Siluriformes; Ariidae
Gene: arhgap31
Product: Rho GTPase activating protein 31
Exons: 12
Coding region: 713-4924 (1403 amino acids)
Biological process (GO): small GTPase-mediated signal transduction
Molecular function (GO): GTPase activator activity
Source: RefSeq, a predicted model, not a curated record